Messenger RNA from Ramularia collo-cygni, 2037 nucleotides. RefSeq lists its product as uncharacterized. The coding region runs from base 1 to 2037 and encodes 678 amino acids. Lineage: Eukaryota; Fungi; Ascomycota; Dothideomycetes; Mycosphaerellales; Mycosphaerellaceae. The record is from RefSeq and is a predicted model, not a curated record. Gene Ontology annotation, biological process: peroxisome inheritance. The transcript has a single exon. Gene Ontology annotation, cellular component: extrinsic component of intraperoxisomal membrane.
AUGGCUACCCCGGGCCCCUCGACUCCCGAUAGCACCCCUCGGAAGGCGGGCGUCGGCGUUGGGAGGUCAUUCACUACGCCCACAAGGACACGAGGAGCCUCGACACACAACAGCACAUCGACGGCAGCGAUUGGUGAAGCAGCGGGCAUCGAAACACUGUAUACGCACGCAAACAGCAAGGUUGUCAAGUUCCACUGCGCUUCCCCUUCCCGACCCAGCAGUAGUAGCGGCGGUCCACAUCCAGGCUCAGCCCAGGGGUCGCUGCCAUGGGCGACUCUGACCGAACAGACGCUGGCCUCGGGCCCACUGGAGAUUUACCGUGUGCCAGGCUCAGUUUCCUUCCUCCAUUCCGGAUCACUGCUGCACGCCAUCCUCCCGCGGAGUAAUUGCUGGUGUGUUGAUGGGGUGAGCAAGUUUGCUAUGCGCGUGCUCACCGAUACCUACUAUCGCAUCGAGCUGCCCGGUGAGACGGAGGAGGAGCUGGCGCAGGUGGAAGAGUUCAAAGCCACCCUUCAGAAGGUGCUGUUCUACGAGCGCACGGCAUGCCCCUUUUCGAGAACCUUUGAGGUCCGACUCCCUGAAGAACAGGUCAAGAAAAAGAAGAGAAGGAACACCACACACGGUCCUGCAAAGAAGUGGAGGCAGGAUAGAGCCUACAGCUGGAGGCCAGAAGACGGCGGAGAUCCGCCGAGUUCGAGCACGAGUGAAGCAGAUUCGGGAAGCUUUUCGGAAGAGGACGCUGGCGAUGCAGCGGGUGCGGAGGAGGAGGUGGGUGGUGUAUCAGCUACUCUUCAGGCCGAGACUGAAGACGUGGUGCGAGAGAUGAGGGCCAUGACCCCCUCGCGGCCGAGUGUACGGGACAGGGUCAAAGGAUUGACAAUGCGAUCGGUUACUGCUCCACCGCAGAUUCCGCUACACUCGACUACCCCCUCACGACUACGAACCAGUGUGAUGGCUGGCAAUGAUAGGAGUGAGCUCAGAACUCUUCAGGCCAUCCCAACCGAUAUGCCACCAUCACCCCCGGAUUCCAGCGCAGGUUUCGAAUACCAGGAUCACAUCACACCGAACGAUGGAGCUGUCAACCGAAGCGGGUCUCCUCUUCACAAUCCUCGGCUCCGACAACGUCGCGAAGAAUCCUCGUCAUCACCGAAUAUUCGUCCGGAACCGGAUCUACGAGCCGAUUCCGAUUGGCAGGCAGGGCAGGUGCGCAUUGCGGACGAUGUGCCAAUGCAUGCUCGUCCACCGAUUGGAGACCGAUUUGUCACAGUCGAUAACAACGUGGAGUCGCCUGCCGAGCCUGCACACUUUGUCCCACAAAUCUCCGACCCCACACUUCACGUAGCUGAUGCUGAUGCGGAAGGCAACGGCGAACCCCUAGAUCAUUUCGCUUCGCUACCGGCCAUACCACAUGUCUCCGACGCCACACCCGUGCUUCGGAACCAGACUUUCCAACCAGCAACCGCACCACACGUGUCUAUCGCACCAGACACUGAUCCAGACCCCUUUGCCCAGAUUCAAGCAAGGAUUCAAGCCCGUCGUUCGAUUGGCGGCACUACGACAUCGGGAUUCGUCCCCUGUAUCCGCCAGRCAUCGACCUCCACACACGGGGCGAGCCCUCCCAAUAGGCGGAACUCCAACACCACCACAUCCACCAGGACGCUCUCGCACAAGUCUAGUGGCAUCUCGCGCCAGUCUUCACAGCAACAGCAGUAUCUCGCUACUGCUCUUGUCAAGAAAGCGUGUGCGGUCUUCCUCGGUCCACCCGCGCAUUUGGUGGUGCUGAUGUUGAGAAUCGCGGCGCGCUUCGCCAAGGGCGUCUUCCCUUCCAGCCUUCUCUAUGAGAGCCCUAGAGGUGAGAGACGUAGGGUUCCCGGAAGUUACAUCCUGGAAAGCGAUGAUGACUAUGGCAUUAGCGAUGAUGACGAGCCUGUAGGCGAGGAUGAACUGGAGGAUGAUUUUGGAGUCCCCAUUGAUAGUCCAGUGAGACUUUCAUCGGUGCUGGGGUUAAGAGAGAGGGUCAGAUGGGACGAGGGGUGA